Daktulosphaira vitifoliae (grape phylloxera) is the source of this 2836-nucleotide messenger RNA. RefSeq names its product peroxidase-like. Bases 372 to 2549 code for a protein of 725 amino acids. Gene Ontology annotation, molecular function: peroxidase activity; heme binding. Lineage: Eukaryota; Metazoa; Arthropoda; Insecta; Hemiptera; Phylloxeridae. The transcript is spliced from 12 exons. The record is from RefSeq and is a predicted model, not a curated record. Gene Ontology annotation, biological process: response to oxidative stress.
AAGUUUUUCAAUUACUAUUUAGAAUCACAAUUAAUUUAAAAACAAGAACCGUAUAGCACAGAACGAGAAGUUAUUCAUGCUAAUAAGUCAACAUAAAUACCGUUAAAAUUGAAUCAAAAAAAUUAUUCUCUUUAACAUUUUGUAGGACUACACGAUUGUCUUCGACCCACGCUUAGAUAACAUAGGCAAAGGUGAAUCUUUCGGCAGAGAAGGGAGCCUCGUGUUAGUAUGCUGUCCAAGAUGAAUCAUGAAAUGUAUUUUCAUUUAGUGUUAUUCAAGCUUAACGACUAGCAGUUUAUUGUAUACUGAUGAUUUCUUACGUGUUACUUAAUUUCCACUAUUGGUCCAGUUGUCCAUUUUAAACAAUAAAAAUGAAACAAAUUAAUAUAUUUAAGAGUAUUGCUAAUUUAGUUAUAGUGUCGAUUUUCUUAUCACUAAAUCAAAAAGUUGGAGCAUACGAAGACGGUUCAAAUUAUCUAUCAAAACUUGGAACUAAAGACCUGGAAGCAGCAAUUCAAUAUGGAAUUUCUCAAAUUAAUAUGCUUGCCCGAUACGAAGAUACGUUAACAUACGCAGAAAUAAAUGUAAAAACCGGUACACCUGCUCAUGGACAGUUAAUAGACUCGAAACCCACAACGACCGGUCACCUAGCGUCUCGUGACGCCGAAAUUAUUUUAAAAGCGUCGCAAUAUUUAAUUAAUAAGUUCUGUUUAAGAUAUGGCAUAAGUCGAUCACAAUGCGCAAAAAAUUUGGCUAAAGUAAAGUUAGACCAGACUUCAUUAGGUAAAACUUGUCUUAAGGAUAAUCAGGACUCGAUAGCUUGUGACGGUAAAAGUUUAAAAUACCGAAGUGCUGAUGGGUCAUGUAAUAAUAAGAAGCAUAGUUCGUGGGGAAAAUCUAAUACGGCGUAUAAGCGUUUGAUUUUUCCCGACUACGGAGACGGUAUUAACUCCAUCAAAGACCUUCCUAGCCCGAGAAUUCUUAGUAAUAGCUUGGUUGACAGUGACAAUUCUCCAGACAACUUUAAAACUCUAGCAUUGGCGUUUUGGACUAUUUUUAUUGGUCAUGACUUAUCGCAUACUGCAGUAACCAGUAUGUUAAAAACAAAUAAAUCGGUGGAUUGUUGCAAUGAAUAUGGUACGAAAUUAGCCCCUCGGCAUACACAUCCAGCUUGUGCGCCUAUUAUCAUUCCGAUGGACGAUCCAUUUUUUUCAUCACAACGUCGAACUUGUAUGAAUUAUGUUCGUUCAGUUCCAGCUAUUCGGCCUGAUUGUACUUUUGGCCCUAGGGAACAACUAAACCAAGCAACACAUUUUCUUGAUGCUUCUAUGAUUUAUGGAACUUCAUCAAAGCAGUCAAUGUCACUAAGACAGUUGACAGGAGGUCGCUUGCUAAUAUCUAGCAAUGAUCAAAGUACACAGUUGAUGCCAUUGCACAUUGACGGAUCAAAUUCAUGUCAAAAUGGCAACACAUGUUACAUUUCUGGUGACGCUAGGGUUAAUGCUCAGCCUCAUCUAACAGUUAUGCACACACUUUGGAUGAGAGAACACAAUCGAAUAGCAGACCAACUAAGAUAUAUAAAUAAAAAUUGGGAUGAUGAACAGAUAUUUCAAGAAGCAAAGAAAAUUGUAACUGCUUCUAUUCAACACAUUACAUAUAAUGAAUGGUUACCGGCGCUACUAGGGAAUAAGUUUUUAAAGAAAAACCAAUUGGAACUGUUAACAAACGGAUAUAGUAAUUUAUAUGACGAUAAUAUCAAUCCUUCAGUGAGUAAUAGUUUUGCAACUGCAGUGUUGCCUUUUGCUAACUCGAUGAUCAACGAAACUUUAGGAUUAUACGUUGAAACCAGGACUUCAAAUAGCAAUAUAUCACUAACAAAUCAUUUUAAUAAUCCAUCUGAUGUGCAAAUUAAUUUAAUGGACGAACUAAUUCGAGGAUUGACAAUGCAAAACGCAGAAAAAAUUGAUAUGAAAUUUUCUGAAGCUGUAACAAAUCAUCUGUACAGCAAUCCUGACAAUCCAAAAGUCGGCGGAAUGGACGUGGUCAGUUUAGACAUACAAAGAGGCCGUGAUCAUGGACUGCCAAGUUAUACUCAAUUCAGAAAAUACUGCGGAUUAGAAACACUGAACAGCUUUGAAGAAUUAUCACGGGUCAUGAAUAAAGAUUCAACAGAUAAAUUGUUGAAGCAAUAUAAAAGUGUGAACGAUGUAGACCUCAUAGUUGGUAUAUUAUAUGAAAAACCCGAGUACAGCUCGAUGGUGGGCCCAACAAUGAAGUGCAUUAUAAAAGAUCAGUUUACGCGAACGAGAAAAUCAGAUAGACUGUUUUACGAUCUACCAGAUGUAUUUACUAAACAACAAUUAGCUGAAAUCAGAAAAGUUACUCUAGCUAGAGUGUUUUGUGACAAUAGUGAUAAUAUUUCAACAAUGCAACAGAGUGUAUUUUUUAAACCAAGGUCAACUGCAAAUGACUUACUACCAUGUAAAUCGCCGUUAAUUCCAAAAAUCAAUCUAAAACAUUGGUCGGAUUUAUAUCAUUUUAAUCAAUAACUGCAAUUUAAAAUAUGCACCAUCUUGUUGAGUUGAUGAAAAAACCAACUAAUGAUUGCGUGAUUUCAAAAUCCGGUACCUGAGUUCAAAGUGUUUCAUGAUACAAUUAUCUCUUAGUUUUUUUUUUCUAAUAAUCUGAUCUAAAUAAUUUACGUCAAUAAUAUGUUUAAUAAUGUGUUUGUACAGCGUAAACAUGCAUAUUUUUAUGUUGUAUCGCACGUUGAAUGACAAUAUUACAUAAUGUCAUUUAACAUUCGUAUAAAAAUAUAACACAUUUAUGAGCUUGA